GCUCGUGUGUUCCAAAAAAAAGACAAAGAUCAGGAAGGAAAAAUGAGGACAUCUGCCGGUGGUGCUACUCAUCUGGUGGUUGGUCUUGCCCUGGUUUUGUUCGGUGGUGCGAGUCUUGGAUGCGGGGAUGAUAAUGUUCUUCUCGAAGAGAAGUUCCACACCCACGAAAAACGCAUCUAUUCCGGCGCCAAUGUGGCCCCGGAAGAACUGACAGCCGAUUAUUGGAACUCUCAAGCCCAGGAAACCCUAAAGGCCAGAUUGGGCGUCAAACACAACACCAACAGGGCCAAAAAUGUAAUCAUGUUCUUGGGAGACGGUAUGUCCAUACCCACAUUGACAGCCACCAGAAUGGUCCUUGGAGGCGAAAAAGAAAAGCUGAGCUUUGAGACGUUUCCUUACACCGGAUUAUCGAAGACUUAUUGUGUAGAUGCCCAAACUGCUGAUAGUGCCUGUAGUGCUACUGCCUAUUUGUGUGGUGUCAAGACUAAUGAUGGGACUAUUGGUGUUACUGCCAAUGUGAAACGUGAUGAUUGUGAAGCCAUGGCUGAUGAGAAAAAUCAUGUGAAAUCUAUUGCACAUUGGGCACAGAAGGCUGGAAAAGCAGCAGGUUUCGUAACCACAACUCGGGUCACCCACGCCUCACCUGCUGGAACUUACGCCAACACCGCCGAUCGCGACUGGGAAUGCGAUGCAGACAUCGUCAAAGACGGGGAAGACCCUAAAAUUUGCCCAGACAUUGCCGAACAACUCAUCAACCACGAACCGGGAAAACACUUUAAGGUUAUUAUGGGCGGUGGUCGUUCCUAUUUCCGCCCCAAAGACGCCUCUGACGAAGAAGAUGGCGAGAAUUUCCGCCUAGAUGGACGCGAUUUGAUCGAACAAUGGAAAUUAGAUAAAUGGACUUUGGGUAACUUUUCUUAUGUCUGGAACAAAAAGCAACUUGAUGAAGUCGAUGGCCAUAACACGGAUUAUUUACUCGGUUUGUUCGAACCUGAUCAUUGCAAGUAUCAUUUGGAUAUUGUUCACGACGACGAAGAAGAUAUGGAGCCUAGUUUGUCUGAUAUGGUUGAUAAGGCUAUUGAUGUUCUUGGGAGAGAUGAGAAUGGAUUUUUCUUGUUUGUUGAAGGCGGCAAAAUUGACAAAGCUCACCACAAAACCGAACCAAGAAAAGCGUUAGACGAAACCGUUGAAUUCUCCAAAGCCGUACUAACAGCCCUCUCCAAAACCAGCACCGAAGACACUCUGAUAGUAGUCACUGCCGACCAUGCACACACCAUGUCUAUGGCAGGGUACCCUGAUCGUGGUAACGACAUAUUCGGCGUUUCCCUAGACAAGGCCGAAGACGACCUCCCAAUGGCAACCCUGACCUACGCCAAUGGUCCGGGUUACAAGAAACACGUUCACAAGUCCGGAGGACGCAAAAACUAUUUAGAGGCCGUCGAUAUAAACGAUCGCGAUUUCAAGUCUCCCAGUGUUGCACCUUUGUCGAAGGAGACCCAUGGUGCCGAUGAUGUGGCCGUUUUCGCAGUUGGCCCUUGGGCCCAUCUGUUUACAGGGAAUUAUGAACAGAAUGUGAUACCGCAUUUGAUGGCCUAUGCUGCUUGUGUUGGAGAAGGGGCUAAGAUGUGCGAUAGUGGGAAGGUACAGCCUUAUUGAGGAGGAGGAUAUAUUCGACAUAAUUUUUUUUACACAAAUCGGAAUGUCUUUAUAUUUAUA
Ctenocephalides felis (cat flea) is the source of this 1716-nucleotide messenger RNA. RefSeq names its product alkaline phosphatase-like. Lineage: Eukaryota; Metazoa; Arthropoda; Insecta; Siphonaptera; Pulicidae. The transcript has 7 exons. Bases 43 to 1656 code for a protein of 537 amino acids. Gene Ontology annotation, molecular function: alkaline phosphatase activity. Gene Ontology annotation, biological process: dephosphorylation. The record is from RefSeq and is a predicted model, not a curated record.